Penicillium manginii is the source of this 693-nucleotide messenger RNA. RefSeq names its product glycoside hydrolase family 11 protein. Gene Ontology annotation, biological process: xylan catabolic process. Gene Ontology annotation, molecular function: hydrolase activity, hydrolyzing O-glycosyl compounds. The transcript is spliced from 3 exons. Lineage: Eukaryota; Fungi; Ascomycota; Eurotiomycetes; Eurotiales; Aspergillaceae. The coding region runs from base 1 to 693 and encodes 230 amino acids. The record is from RefSeq and is a predicted model, not a curated record.
AUGUUGUCUCUCAAGUAUUUUGUUAGUCUCGUACCGGCCCUUCUAGGACUUACCACACCGACUCUGUCCAAGCCUGUCGGCACCCAUGAGAGACACGCUGAAAUCCUCGGCAAUGUCACCUUGAAUGAAGGAAUCGAACGACGCUCGACUGCUUUCAGUAACAGCCAAGAUGGCGUGAACGCUGCCGGAUUCUAUUACUCCCUCUACAAUGACAACAAGGCCUCUGCUGGUUACACCGAGUUCCCCAAUAGUGGCGAGUUCCAAGCGGAAAGGGCUACAAGGGGGGGCAGCCCUCGCUCUAUUACUUGGGACGGCUACUUUACUGCUUCCGGUGAUUGGACUUUGGCUAUCUACGGAUGGACUACCGACCCCGUCACCGAGUGGUAUAUUGUCGAGUCCCACGGCACCGGCACUCCGGGUAAUGGAAAUAUCCUUGGCCAGGUUGAAAGUGAUGGCAGUAUCUACGACGUGUACAGUCUUUCAUACGACAACGUGGCUGAGAUUUAUGGUGUGACUAGCUUCAAGCAGUACUGGUCGGUUCGACGUACUCAUCGCACGACCGGCACGGUCAAUGUCGCUGCCCAUUUUAAUGGCUGGAAGAAGUUGGGACUGGCACCGGGUAAUCCAGUUUUCCAGAUGAUUACUCUUGAGGGUUUUGAGGGGCAGGGUUAUCUUAAUUUUACUGUGCAGUGA